Molecule: messenger RNA, 2464 nt
Organism: Daphnia pulicaria
Lineage: Eukaryota; Metazoa; Arthropoda; Branchiopoda; Diplostraca; Daphniidae
Product: protein VAC14 homolog
Exons: 15
Coding region: 171-2201 (676 amino acids)
Biological process (GO): positive regulation of kinase activity; phosphatidylinositol biosynthetic process
Cellular component (GO): PAS complex; endosome membrane
Source: RefSeq, a predicted model, not a curated record
UUUAUGAACCAAAACAGAGGCGGUUACCGUGUCGUCUGCAUACUUGUCUCUCUGCUGUCGUUUCCCGUUUGUAUAGUUAACUCACUUUUAAGUUUGGGUUACCUGAGAUUAUGUUCUACGGUUGCCGUUCUUUAUUCGUCAAUCGAAAGUAAUAGAAAAGUAGUUUUGAAAUGUCUGAAAAAGAUUACGCUCCGUUAAGUGCUGCGUGUGUUAGAGCUCUCAGCGAUAAGCUGUACGAGAAGCGCAAAGCAGCGGCCUUGGAAAUUGAAAAGAUGACGAAGGAGUUUUCAACAGUGAACAAUACAAUACAAAUUAAGAAACUCUUGCGUGUUCUAAGCCAAGAAUUUGCUGUAUCUCAAAAUCCUCAUACCAGAAAAGGUGGUUUGAUAGGGCUUGCUGCAAUGGCAAUUGCUCUUGGCAAGGAUACCAAUCUUUACAUGGAAGAGCUUGUGAGGCCAAUUCUUGCCUGCUUCUUGGACACUGACUCUAGAGUGCGAUAUUAUGCUUGUGAAUCUUUAUACAAUGUUGCCAAAGUUGGAAGAGGUGCAUUGCUUCCACAGUUUAAUGAAGUAUUUGAUGUGUUAGCAAAGCUAGUGGCAGACCCAGAUCAGAAUGUCAAAAGUGGAGCUGAACUUCUGGAUAGACUUUUGAAGGAUAUUGUGACAGAGUCUGCUUGUUUCGAUGUAACUGCAUUCAUGCCUCUACUCCGUGAACGAAUUUACACGAGAAACACAUUCACAAGACAAUUCCUUAUAUCUUGGUUGUCUGUCUUGCACUCUGUGCCUCAUUUAGACCUUCUUACUUUUUUGCCUGAUAUCCUCGAUGGAUUGUUCACCAUCUUGGAAGAUCCAACCAUGGAAAUUAAGAAGAUGUGUGAAAGCCUACUUGGAGAGUUUUUAAGGAGUAUCAUUGAGAACCCUAAGCAUGUAGAUUUCCCUUCGAUGAUCAACAUUCUUAUUCAUCAUAGUCAGUCAUCCGACGAACUUUCAAGAUACACAGCUGUGACGUGGAUUAGCGAAUUCGCCAUUUUGUCUGGUCCGGCCAUUCUUCCGUAUACUUCUGGUAUAUUAACAGCUAUUUUACCUUGCAUGGCUUACGAUGACGACAGCAAAAAAGAUUUACGCGAAACAACUCGAAUUGUGAAUUCAAACUUAAUGCGAUUGGUUGAUAGUGAUAGUGAGAAGAAUAUGGAAUUGGGCUCUGUGGUUCUAGUCUUGGAUCAGCAUCUUACUCAUAAUUCUGUCCACACUAAAGUAGCAGUUCUAAAAUGGAUUGAGCAUUUACUUAGCCAUUUACCUAACUCGAUUCUGCCCCAUACCGAAAAACUAUUUCCAGUUUUGUUGAAUAAUCUGUCAGAUCCUGCUGACCAAGUUGUAAUCUUAACAGUUCAAGCAUUGGCUCAUAUUGCAAAUGCGAAAGCAAACGAUGCCAAGGGUGACUCUUAUUUUCUCAAAUUUAUGAAAAGCUUAUUAGCUUUGUUUAGUAGCGACAAUGGUAUGCAAGAGGAACGUUGGGCUUUUAUUAUCAGGCAAUUGUGUGUCUUGUUGAGCGCUGAAGAUAUUUAUCGCACUUUUGCUGAAAUAUUGAUAGAAGAAAAAAAUUGCCGAUUUGCUUCAGUGAUGGUUGAAACCUUAAGCACGCUACUGCUGACGUCUUCUGAAUUGUUCCCUCUUCGUCGAAAGUUGAAAGAUCUUAGCACAGAAGAAAGCUGUAAUCUGUUUGAAAUGCUCUAUAAGUGCUGGUGCCAUAAUCCAGUUGCUACAGUUGCUUUAUGUCUCUUGACUCAAAAUUAUCUUCAGGCAUCGAAUCUCAUUCGGCAUUUCGGCAAUCUUGAAGUCACCGUUGAUUUUUUGACGGAAAUUGAUCAAUUGGUUCAACUUAUCGAAUCACCGAUCUUUGCAUAUCUUCGCAUUGAACUCUUGGAACCAGAGAAAAACGGCCCUAUAGUUCAUACAUUAUAUGGUUUGUUGAUGCUUCUUCCACAAAGUGAAGCAUUCCAUACACUGAGACGGAGAUUAGAGUGCGUUGCACAUUUACGCCCCUUAGCGGAUGAUAGAAACGUCAGGCAAUCGGAAGACAAGCGGCCUCAUGCCAAGGCUAUCGACUUUCAGAAGUUGACCGAUCAUUUUGUGCGCAUUCAAGAGAAGCACUGCCAGUACGAGCUCGAAACCAGAAUAGCUGGCAUGUCAAAUCAUAAAUGAAUAAUUAAAUAGUCGAUCUUGAAUCUCAGUGGGAUUCUGUUAACUAAUUCAUUCAGUGAAGACGUAACAUGGUCUUCAAUUAGUCAAAAGACGAUAUCAGACUUGACAUAAUUUCAACUGAGAAUAUUAAUUUUCAGUUUGCUUGGCUUCCAAUAAGCAUUCCAUAUUCUAUACCUAAGCUUUUUUUUGCUAUUGUUGAUCACGUUUUAUUUGAUUAUUUCAUCGUAAAAGUUUAUGCUCAAUAAAAAGCAUUUGCAGUGAAA